AUGCCAAUUGGAAAUAUAAUCAAAAAGGCAUCCAGCUUAAUACUUGGCGACGAGAAGUCAAGUGAAAAAAUCGAUAUGGUCUACGAAGACAACGAAAUGCUUUUCUGCAAAAACAAUGUGUGCCUUCAUCCGCCAACAGUGGCACGCAAAGAGUCCGAUAUUGUACAUUAUCCUGGUUAUUUGACGUGCACAACAAAGACAUUUAUUGACCAGUACAACAGGGCAAAGCGGCCUACAUUAUUGCUCACGUGGAUACCCAAUUCCUCUUUGUGCAAAUGCUCACACUCAAAUAUGGAAAUACGUGUAAACUCCGAGCAUAAAUCUUCAGAAGGCAGUGGGCAGGGCAUACGAGGCGAUGAUGAGAACACAGCCGAUAUGCAGGAUCUUAAAAAUGAGUUGCAGCCGCUUCUCGGCGGACAAACUGCAGCCAUCGAUAAUUUGGCAGCCCUGCUGAAAAAAAAUCCCAUUACUUCGGUAAACAUAACAAUCUCCAAUCCCCAAAUUGAGAACACAAAUAUACCACAGUCCUACAAUUGUAUUGUGGUAGAUCCCGAUAGGGAAAGCAGCGACAAUGGAUGUCAAGGACAACUAAACUCUGAUGGGUCAGCGUCGGAUGACAAUAAUCCGAAUUGGAUGACACCUGAACUAUUGGCCUUUAAGCAUAACUUGGUGUUUCCGGAUAGUGCGAAUGCUACGCCUACAGUACGCCGAAAGGCGGUGAUGAAAUGCCGCCGCUUUUCAGUCGAUUUGAGCCAAAUGCGGUCGUUAAGAUUGUUUUUUAACGACGACAAAUGCACAUCCGGUCAGUUAGUUAUAGCAUCAAGGGAGUCGCAGUACAAGAUACUACACUUCCAUUACGGUGGGCUAGACCAUUUGGCCCAGGUGUUACACCAGUGGCACUGUUUUUUGCACAAUAUUACGUUAGCACCGGGUCAGGAAAAACAAAAUUUGCCGUACAGGCAUUUUAUGGUUUGUCGACCCGAAGUUAAGAAAUCGGAAAUGCACCCAGAUGAGGGUAAUGUAAAAAAGAUAACCACCAACUUCUUCUACGGAACGCUGUUGAACGAGAAAGGACAAAUUGAAGAUGACUUACUCCUGCGCAAGUGCGUCUUUUUUGGUGGUCUAGAGAAGAGCUUGCGGAAGACUGUCUGGCCUUUCUUGCUGAAGAGCUAUUCAUUCUCUUCGACGUUUGAGGACAGAGCCUUGCUUAUGGAUAUCAAACGACAGGAAUACCAGGAAAUAACAAGCAAGCGUUUUUAUUCGAUGUCGCCAGAAGAGCAGGUCCAUUUUUGGAAGACGGUGCAGAGUGUGGUAGAAAAAGAUGUUGUACGUACUGAUCGAUCGAAUCCAUUCUUUUGUGGCGACCAAAAUCCUAACACGGAAAUCAUGAAAAACAUUUUAUUGAAUUAUGCUGUGUACAACUAUAACUCUGGCAUAUCCUACACUCAGGGUAUGAGUGAUCUAUUAGCGCCGGUAUUGUGUGAAGUUCAAAACGAAUCGGAGACUUUUUGGUGCUUUGUAGGGCUAAUGCAACGUGCAUUUUUUGUGUGCACGCCCUCCGACAUUGACCAAACUCUUAGCUACUUGCGCGAGUUGAUUCGAAUUAUGCUCCCAGCUUUCUUUGCACACCUGCAGCAGCAUGAAGCCAUGGAACUACUCUUCUGCCAUCGCUGGCUAUUGCUUUGCUUCAAGCGCGAAUUCACAGAAGCCGUAGUCAUCCGCAUGUGGGAGGCUUGCUGGUCAAAUUAUCUCACGGACUACUUUCAUUUGUUUCUCUGUCUUGCUAUUAUAGCCGUAUACGCUGAUGACGUAAUUGCCCAGAAUUUACGAACUGAUGAGAUGCUGCUGCAUUUUAGCUCUUUGGCGAUGUAUAUGGAUGGGCAACUCAUUUUACGAAAAGCUCGUGGAAUGUUACAUCAAUACCGCCUGUUACCCAAAAUUCCUUGCACUUUGAGUGGUCUGUGCAAGCGAUGUGGACCUGGCAUGUGGGACUCGGAGCACCGUCCUGCUUUACAAUGUGUCGGGCAUAUGGAUGACGAAAAGUGUACCUUAGCUAUGGACUAGUUAACCAAAUCAAAUAUAUAUGCAUAUAUAACCAUAAUAAUUAUCCAAUAUUAACUGCUUUUUAAUAAACUGAAUUUAAUUAUUA
Molecule: messenger RNA, 2149 nt
Organism: Scaptodrosophila lebanonensis
Lineage: Eukaryota; Metazoa; Arthropoda; Insecta; Diptera; Drosophilidae
Gene: TBC1D16
Product: TBC1 domain family member 16
Exons: 2
Coding region: 1-2064 (687 amino acids)
Biological process (GO): activation of GTPase activity
Cellular component (GO): early endosome
Molecular function (GO): GTPase activator activity
Source: RefSeq, a predicted model, not a curated record